This is a messenger RNA of Laccaria bicolor S238N-H82, 630 nucleotides long. RefSeq lists its product as uncharacterized. The record is from RefSeq and is a predicted model, not a curated record. Lineage: Eukaryota; Fungi; Basidiomycota; Agaricomycetes; Agaricales; Hydnangiaceae. The coding region runs from base 1 to 630 and encodes 209 amino acids. The transcript is spliced from 4 exons.
AUGACGCACCAACGGAAAGGCAACUCAAAGCCGACUCAAAGCACCCCUCUCAUAAAGCUCUCAGAAGACGAGCAAUGGCGCCUCAUAAAUCAAUCUGGCGUUCUGAAGUCACUUUCUCAAGAAGGAGACCUCUCUAGUCCACCAAUAUCCGCAGACGAUGAAGCGACACCCCUGGGAGAUGAAGUCUUCAAUGCGUUGCUGCUUAUAAUUCCAUUCUCCUUUCUCUUGCUCAUGAUGGAAAUCCUCAUUCUCCAUCAAUACGGCAAGAACGCUUCCCUCUCCGCCAUUAUGGACAGGAUGAUUCCUGGCGUCCCCAUUAUGUCGAUAUUCAUCUUUUACAGUGAGGAUGCUUCAACUAUUCUGGUGCAUAUUGACGUCCAAUUUCUAGCAACUCGCUACAAGCAGCGCCGGAGGAUGCAGUUUUUCUUCUUCCUUCUCUCCGCCUUGGUUGGCAGUAGAAUGAUCUAUAUCAUAAACCAUGCGUCGUGGCUUACCAACUUAAAGCAGUGCCCACCACUUGCUACAGUCUGGAUCUAUACGAUCGUCCAGCUCGAUCUAGGACCGGCAGUGGCAGCCCUCGCUCUGACUGCAGGUUUUGUGUGGUGGAAAGACCUUAAGCUUUCUUUCUGA